Messenger RNA from Platichthys flesus (European flounder), 1277 nucleotides. Its product is annotated as regulator of G-protein signaling 1-like. The transcript is spliced from 5 exons. The record is from RefSeq and is a predicted model, not a curated record. NCBI's taxonomy places the organism in Eukaryota, Metazoa, Chordata, Actinopteri, Pleuronectiformes, Pleuronectidae. The coding region runs from base 159 to 557 and encodes 132 amino acids.
AUAAAGGGUCGGCUGCGUGUUGUCGAGCAGAGAUUCCCACAACAACUCUGGAGUUUCGAAACCUCCUCCAGUCUUUUUUGGCAGCGGGACACACAUGUUGUGUCGUCGGGGGGGGAACUCACUGACGGCUGAUACCUUGUGUUCCAGUUCGAGCCGAUAUGGCUCCAGUCAAUGAUGUCACGGUGUGGGCGGAGUCGCUGGACCAGCUUCUGGAGUGUAAAACGGGCCAGCUUGUAUUUGAAGACUUCCUGCGGACAGAGUACAGCGAGGAGAACCUUUUAUUUUGGCGGGCCUGUGAGCGCUACAAGAAAAUAACCAGCGAGGCCGAAACGACAGAAGCUGCCAAGAGGAUCUACACCGAGUUCGUGCAGGUGGACGCUCUGAGACAGAUAAACAUUGACUGUGCCACGCGAGAGGAAAUCAGCGAGAACCUCUCCCUGCCGGGGCCGGCUUGCUUCGACAGGGCGCAGAGGAUGAUAUACAGGCUGAUGGAAAACGACUGUUAUCCACGGUUUCUCAAAUCAGACAUCUACCAAGCUCUCCUGGAGCAGCAGUGAAAGCAGCUGGAGGGAAUGAAGCGCUCGGAUGAUUGACUCUGCACUGCGCUCCUUAGAAUUCAGGUUUAAACAAAGAGGCUCGUCUGUGACGGGAGGAAGAAGAGAACACAGAGACGCGGCAGCCGGCACGAGGGCCGACGGCAUCUUGCAGCCAAACGUUAUCGAAAUGAUGUAUUAAGCAGCUUCUUCAAGUUCUGGCUCUGGCUCUGACUGCUUUGUGUAGCAUAAGGAAAGUUCUGUAAUUCAGCCAAAAGACGACAUGAAGUUCUGAAAAGAUGUGUUUGUUUGGAAAGACGAGUAUCGGGGGUGAAAAGUGUGUAAUUGAUACCGUUGAAUUAGUCAGACUGUGGAGUGUGGAAUUUCUGAGGAGCCUGUUUUCAAAAUAUCGUGUCCUGGUUUUCAAGCACAAAAACGAAUGAAUAUGAAAUAUUGUCGUUUGCCUAAUAUAAAGUAUUCCUAAAAGAUAUGGUAUUAAUUUUUUUUGUAAUUCACUAUCAUUUAACCUUUUAAAUAAGAUGUUCUGUUUUGAUAAAGACCAAAAACUGUUAUUAUCUGUUACCAGCAGUGUAUUAAGUCUAAUUUUGUUGGAUUCAUAUUACACAACAGAACGAUAACGGCAACUGUACAGAAUUUCUCGCUGCCUGCUGUUUAGCUUUUUUGUUCCAGUUUAAUACUUCAAUUAAAACUGUGGUGUUUUGUGGUUGUUGGACCGGAACUACA